Molecule: messenger RNA, 804 nt
Organism: Mytilus trossulus (common blue mussel)
Lineage: Eukaryota; Metazoa; Mollusca; Bivalvia; Mytilida; Mytilidae
Exons: 3
Coding region: 67-531 (154 amino acids)
Source: RefSeq, a predicted model, not a curated record
UGCUUUAAUGAUGCAUUCGAGUUCAUCUGUCCAUCGCAGGCACACUGGAACCUUCGGGCAAAAUCCAUGUGUAAGCCGACAACAAACUAUACUUGCUUAUUUGAUAUUAACCUUCAAAUAAAUGUAUACAGGGAUAAAUGUAACAGACCUAGAAUCUUAGGUCCUGGUUAUAAAUACGUCUUUCAACCUAACUUAAACAGAGCAGCAUGUAGUGGUAAUCGAUAUCAGCCUUUUAUUUUUGAGACAGUUGGGUACAGUGACUGCACCUUUCAGAAAUCAUUUUGCAACAGCCUAGGUCAGGAGACAUAUGAACACGGCGAUACUACGGUCGACAGAAAAUGUAUAUGUAAUACCAAUAAAGGAUAUUUUUUUGUCAGGAACUCGAAACAACAAUGUCACUGUAAUCCUUCAACUGAAGAUUGUUCCUGUUAUCGCGGAAGAUAUUCAUACAACAAAUCGAUUGGACUGGAAAAUAUCAAAUGCUAUGAUGACCUUAAAAUGACAAGAAAGAUGUUCUUAGAAGACACGUAGGGUUUCCUCAACUUCUCAAAUUAUAUUCCUUUGUUAUGUUCAUUUAUCUAUACCUAUGUAUUACAUCUCUUUGAAUUCAUUAAUAAAACAUGCAUAUAUGUUAAAAUGAUUUGCAAAUGAAUAUCAAUUUAAAGUUUAGAUGUUGAAUAGAAUAAAAAAUGGAUAAAGAUAUAUCAGUUAUGCUAGUUAUGAAAAGAUCUUAUAAUUUAAAUAAUUUCUUGUGUGAAUUGAAUUAAAAUUCGAUUUCUGGUAGAUAUAACUUGGUUUAAAGUA